CUAACAACCUAGCCUACCUUUCUUCCUCCUUCUCUUCCUUUACCCCUCCCUCUCCUUCUUCCACUUUCCCACACCCACACUUCACCCACACACUAACCAAAUCCCACCAUCCCACUAUCCCACUACCACCACCACUACUACUACCACCACCCCCCUGUCACUUGUCGCCGAUUGCUCCGAUAUUAGUCUCGCUCCUGUUGGUGGCUUAUUACUUCUACUCCUAGUCAGACCAACUAAGAAGGUGUUCAGUCCUCCUAGUCGACUAUCGCAUCCAUAGUGGGGCCGAGUCAGACAGCACCAAAAUAUAUGGCAUAAACAGCCACCGGCAAAGCAUUCAUCUCUUCCCGGCUGCGACACAUCCUGAAGAUGAACAUGCGUCCGGAACAACCUAGUGGACCGUGGGAUAGACGAUCAUGAACAACGACACGCGCCAAGCCUCCGGGGGCGCCAGUAAGUCCAAACGACGUCUAACUGAGGCCGACGAGGAGGGCAAGCAGACCCCGGCCGCAGACGAUCUCGCCUCCAAUCCCAAACGCCAACGGGUUUCACGCGCCUGCGACAGCUGUCGCUCCAAGAAGGACAAAUGUGACGGGGUGCAACCCGUUUGUUCGACCUGUGCCUCGCUCUCGCGCCCAUGUACCUACAAGGCUAAUCCCAAGAAACGCGGCCUCCCGACCGGUUACAUCCGCACCCUCGAGCUGCUAUGGGGGCUUGUCUUCAACAAAAUCCAGGGGAGUGAGGAGGUGGUGCGCGCUCUGUUAAGGGCCGCGAAUAUCCCCAGCCACCUCGCGACCAUGGGCAAGGAGGCCGAAGGGUCCGACACACUGCUCUCCUCAUGGAAAAACAGUAUUGUCCUCAAGGAGAUCGAGCGGCUCCUGACCUAUUUGGAGCAACCAGAAGAUGAUCCGGGCGGGGUCCGACUCCCCGGGGAGACGUACUCGCCGCAGGAUGCCGAAGGUAGCAGCGUCAUCUCAUCCGAUGCGCUCGAAUGGCAUCUCUCGGACGUCUUGCCAGAAGCGCGCGAAGGCUCUCUGACCGUGGUCUCUCCGAUCAAGACCCCGACAGCGGCAUCAGCCAUUGCGAGGAGCGCCGCCAUCCGUGUCACCCGAGACACUUCCACGCAGACCACCUUUUCAGCAGAUACCAUCGACGAGCUAUCCAAUCCCUCUCUUGCUCGUUUGCCCUCCCACAUACCCUCCACCUCCGACCCUGCCAUGCCGAAACCCCCCCAGCUGCCCUCAAAUGCAUGGCCUCUUUUCGACAUCUACUUCACCUAUACACACUGUUGGUUUCCGAUUCUUGAAAAACACGAUAUCCUUCGAACGGCUUUUCGACACAAUGACGAUGACGAUGUUUAUGUUUCACCUACCGCUCCAGGCUCAGGAGACCAUGCCGCUUUAUGGGCGGUGUUAACUCUCGCCUCUAUCCAAGAAGCAUCGAUAUCCGCCACCCGUCAGCUGACAGAGUUCUCUGCUGAACGACCCGACCCAAGCCACCUGUAUGCGACGGCAAAAAGUCUCAUCCCGGGCGCAGAUGGGGUCCACGAGCUAGGACAUGUCCAGGCCCUCCUGAUUUUGUCCCUGGUCAAGAUUGGGCAGCAGGACUGGACAGCUGCGUGGUUGCUGGUGGGACAGGCUGUGCGGGUUUCGCAGGCUCUUGGCUUGAACCAGCCAGCUACCGGGCAGCCCAAGACCACUGAAGACGGGAAAAGUGCUGCACGAUCCAAGCAUGUGUUCCUUGGCUGUUUCAUCCUGGAGACGCUCGUUGCUAUGCAGACAGGCCAGGUGCCGUCGCUGCGCAAAGACGAACUCUUGAGGAUUGGGCCGGUCAACGAGGACGGGCUGGAAGAAUGGCAUCCGUGGGAAGACCAGACCGGUCUGCGCCCGGUUGAAUCGUCGCGGGCCUCGUUUCAUCGCGGCCCCCUUCAUGCCUUGAGUGCAUUCAAUCGCCUCACUUCGCUGAUGUGCAUCCUGAAUGAUUUGUGCUGCCUGAAGCAGACAUCGGCAGGCCCGAUAUCGCAUCUGGAGGCGUUGGAGCGCCAGCUACAGCUCUGGGUGUCUGCCCUGCCGAAGACGUAUCGUGUCGGGACUGCGCCGAACCAGUCAAAGAUUUCUUCGCCGCAUAUUUUCGCGCUCGAGAUGGUAUACGAGAGCGUCGCUACCAACCUCAGUCUGCAGAUCGCAUCUCAGCGAGACGACCGUAUGGUCCCUGACCUGCCGAUGAAGAAGCGAGCUGUGGAAAGCUCCAAGCGGCUGUUGUCGCUGCUCCAGACAUACAUGGAGACCUACAGCUUGUCGGCUACGUGCCCUACCUUUGGCAUGAUCCUGACAUUUGCCGCAUUCCCGGCAUCAGAGAGCUCCAACGCAUCGCCACCUUUUGAACUCGACCCGGGCUUGAAACAUAAACUCCAGACGUAUUCUGCGCAUCUUGCUACAGUCUGGAAUGUGAAAGGAAGAGAGUCGGGAGGGACUGUACCGCUUGAACGAGCGCUUGACGUGCCUACCCCUGUUGAUCCCGUCGCGAGCCGACCAAGGAGUGCAUCGAACAGAGAGUCGGUCUCCCACAAUGCUUUCCCACCAUCCACCCUACAAACGCCCACAGAAGCUGCCCGCCGAGUAAGCUCCAUGGAUGAACCCCGGUCCAACUUCGCCACCCCAGACGCCUUUUUCUCUCAUACCUGGAUGAGAACGCCCAACCUUGAAGAGAAUGUUGCUCUAUCGAUACCCACACCAGCGCCGUCGCUGAAUAUCGCCCCCCAUGGCACCGAGCCGCCACUGCCCCCAUCUCAACUCAAAGAAUCGAUGACACACAACCCGCGCCCCUCCAUCUCCUCUUCCAAGCCUAUGAACAGCACACCCAUGAUACCCGACCUGACCUCGUCAUUCCACCCCAGCGGCCCUCCGUACCAGCAACCAUACAGCGACCCAAAUCUUGCCUUCGGCUCUUUCGUGGAUAUCGACGGAUACGGGCCGCGACGACCCAAGAUUGCGCCUGACCUGGAUGCAUUGUUCGAUGAGUUAGCGUCGCUGGACGGGACCGAGAAAACCGAUAACCAGCCCGAGUUCAUGCAAAACCUGGGGUUUGUCCCGGACGCAGGGGUUCCGGAGAUAUACUCGUAUUCGACGCAGGUGGAACCGUUUCUGCUGGCUCAGACGCAGCAGCAAGUGCCGUGUCCGGAGCCGGGGGUCGUACGACGGGAGUCUCAGGCGGUUGAGCCUGCGAAGCGAUGAUGCGGGUGCCCGGGUGCCGGUCUUGGAGGCUACAAGACGAUGAGGAUGAGACGCAGACGGGUUUAUGAGAUGCUCAAUCUGUGGAGCAAACGCUGC
This is a messenger RNA of Aspergillus aculeatinus CBS 121060, 3326 nucleotides long. RefSeq names its product putative C6 transcription factor QutA. NCBI's taxonomy places the organism in Eukaryota, Fungi, Ascomycota, Eurotiomycetes, Eurotiales, Aspergillaceae. Gene Ontology annotation, biological process: DNA-templated transcription; positive regulation of transcription by RNA polymerase II. Gene Ontology annotation, molecular function: DNA binding; DNA-binding transcription factor activity, RNA polymerase II-specific; zinc ion binding. The transcript is spliced from 2 exons. The coding region runs from base 414 to 3230 and encodes 938 amino acids. The record is from RefSeq and is a predicted model, not a curated record.